GAUAAAUAAUAGAGAUUUGAUUAAUAGAUUUGUAAAUUUAAAGGAUUUUUUUGUUAAGGAAUUAUAAUUAUUAAGCACAAUUCGUUAUUGUGAUCAAAAUAACAAUAAUUUUAUAUUGAAUAAUGACAGAAGAAUGGACAACAAAACAGAUUGAUAAAUACAUAAUAGUGAAUAAAAAGUUAGGUAGUGGAGCAUUUGGAACAGUGUAUAGAGGAUUUAAAAAAAAUGAUGAAACAAAGCAGGUAGCUGUAAAAGCAAUAUCGAUUGCUGUAAGAUAUUAAGAAUAAUGAUUUUAGAGUAUAAAAGACUCAGCAAAGAUGGUGGAACAUAUAAAAAGAGAGAUAUCAAUAUUAUAAUAGGCAAAUAAUGCUCAUAUAGUAAAAUUGUUUGAUGUUGCAAGAACACCACACUAUUUAUACUUGUUUUUAGAAUAUUGUCAUGAUGGUGAUUUGAAAAAAUACUUAUCGACAAAAUAUGGGAGGAGAUUAAGUGAAGUAAGAUGAUUUAAAUAUAUAUUUUAAUUUUAUAGGUUGAGGCUGUAAUCUUUUUAAAGCAUUUAGUUGAAGGAUUUAAAACACUUUAUUAACUAAAAAUAAUACAUAGAGAUAUUAAACCUGCAAAUAUUUUAUUACAUCAUGGAGUAGCUAAAAUUACUGAUUUUGGAUUUGCUAGAGUGAUUGAUACUGGAAUGAAUGGUAAAUUAACAAAUUAAAUAAAUAGAUCCUGCAUAUUUUUCAAGAGUAGGAUCUCCUUUAUAUAUGGCACCAUAAAUAUUAGAAGGAUAACCGUUUUCUUCUAAAUGUGAUGUAUGGUCUAUGGGAGUAAUGUUAUUUGAAAUGUUAUAUGGUAAACCACCUUGGGAUGGAGACAAUUAAUAUAAUUUACUUUAAAAUAUUAAGAAAACUGUAUUAGUUAUACCAGAAGCACCUGUUAGAAGUGAAAAAAUUAAAUAAUUAUUGAAACAUAUGUUAGUAGUAUAAGAAAAAGUAACUAUAUAUCUAUUUAUAAUUUUAGGAUAGAUAUUCAUGGGAAUAAAUUUUCAAUCAUGAAAUUAUUUAGAUUUAAGAAGCUUAGAUUAAAAAUAACUUAGAACAAUUAAUGAAAGAAAAAGAUGAAUUAUCACGUUCAGAAAGUCUUAAUAAAUUAUAUUUUGAAAUGAACUUAGUUGUUGGAUAUUUAGAUUAAAUGGAAUAAAUUGUCUAAGAACCAUCUACUCCACAGUCAACUUAAGGAAAUGAAGAUAAAUAAUCAUCAGAUGAUAUAAAUCAUGAAAAAGUAUCUAAUUUCUUUAUUAAAGGGAUUAUAAAUUAUUAAUCAAUAUGAUACUGAAUAAAAAAGAAGAAAAGCUAUGUUAAAGUAUAACACUUAUUUUUUGUUUGAAAGAAAUAUUGCUUUCUUCUUUAAUUAUGUUAUCUAAAAAAUUAUUAAAAUGUCACAUUAAGCAAUACUAAAGUUGGCAUAAGAAUUAUACUAUUCAACAAUCUUUUGUAUCUCCAAAAAUUAAAAUGUUCAUCUUAAAAGAAUGUAUGACUAAUUAAUGUCUACCAAUCCCGAUAAAUUUGACAGAGAAACUUGGGGUAGAUACUUAAUAAGUUAAGAAUAUAAAAAGAUAUUGACUGUUACUAAAAAUGAUAUUAAGCAUACUGAAGAUUUCUAUUUAGAGAUCUAUAAAAAAGAAAAAUAAAUUAUUGAUAAAGAACUUUCUUAAUCUGAAAACAAAAGAGCAUCUAAAAUUAAGUAAGUUUUGGAUGUAAAUUUCGAUCAAAAUAAUUUUUUUCAAACACUUUAUUAAUAAGUAGUCCAAGAAAGUUUAGAUAUUAUUAAAAAUUAAAUUAAAUAAACCAAGGAUUCUGAUCCUGUUUAUAAAGAUUUACUUUAAUUGGGAUGGUUUUUUGUAAUCUGCUUGAAUCCAUAUUUGGAAUUUAAAGAUAUUAAUAUGGAUUUCAAUCAAUUUUAUGAGGAAAUGUAAACACUAACAGAAACAUAGUUGUUAGAAAAAAUUGGAAAACGUUUAGAUUUAUGA
Molecule: messenger RNA, 2023 nt
Organism: Paramecium sonneborni
Lineage: Eukaryota; Ciliophora; Oligohymenophorea; Peniculida; Parameciidae
Source: the annotation of a GenBank genome assembly